CCCGUUCUCACCGGAUAAAACCACUCUUUCUCUUCAUCCUACUAAAUUUUGAUCGGAUCCCCAUCAUCACUCACUGCUCACAGCCAUGCCAGAGGUUACGACUAUGAGGCUGAGGGUUGAUCUUGGGUGUGACCGCUGUUACAAGAAGAUCAAGAAACUGCUCUGCAAAUUUCCUGAAAUACGAGAGCAGGCUUUCUUUGAGAAGGAAAACACAGUGACGAUCAAAGUAGUAUGCUGCAGCCCUGAUAAGAUCAGAGACAAGCUUAUCUGCAAAGGCGGCAAAACCAUCAAGAGUUUUGAGAUUAUAGUACCGGAGAAGACAAAACCCCCGCCGGAGAAGACAAAACCCCCGCCGGAGAAGACAAAACCCCCGCCGGAGAAGCCAAAACCCCCGCCGGCGCCGGAGCCGGAGGAUUCACCAACGCAGCCGGCGACGCCCAAGCCUCCGCAUCCGACUACAGUAGUAGGUUACCCACCAUUCCUGCCAGUUGAUCACCCGCCGCCGGCGCCGGCGAAGGCGCCGGAGAAUCGUGAUCUGGGGCAUGGUGGCCCAUGCCACCAUGGCGGCCCAUGCCACCAUGGCUAUGGUAUUCCACACCAACGACCAUCAUCCUAUGAUGGAUAUGUGAAGCUAGUGCCAUCCUAUGAUGGCUGGCCUUCUGGGUGUCGCUGCAACAGGAGCUAUGGCUGCCGCUGUGAAUACUUUACUGAAGAAAAUCCAGCAUGCACCAUCAUGUGAAUGGCAAUCCAUGUUGAUUGUCUUUAUCUGGAUCUUUAAUCCCUUUCCUCAGUGGGGUGUUGAAUCAGUUCUUUUGGGAGCAUUUGGGGUUCUUUCUUUUUCAUAACAUAAAGGUUGUAUAGGCAAAAGCAUUAAUAAUAAUGUUGGUGCCCUAAUGUUUGUGGAUCAAUAGAUGUUGGUGAUUGUUAUGGUAUUCAUCAAGUAAUAAGUCUUUCUAUAAUCAUUUGCUUUCCA
This is a messenger RNA of Vitis riparia (riverbank grape), 973 nucleotides long. Its product is annotated as protein PYRICULARIA ORYZAE RESISTANCE 21-like. Gene Ontology annotation, biological process: regulation of defense response to fungus. The record is from RefSeq and is a predicted model, not a curated record. Bases 86 to 739 code for a protein of 217 amino acids. The transcript is spliced from 3 exons. Gene Ontology annotation, molecular function: metal ion binding. Lineage: Eukaryota; Viridiplantae; Streptophyta; Magnoliopsida; Vitales; Vitaceae.